Helianthus annuus (common sunflower) is the source of this 1933-nucleotide messenger RNA. Its product is annotated as glucomannan 4-beta-mannosyltransferase 9. Gene Ontology annotation, cellular component: Golgi apparatus. The transcript has 9 exons. NCBI's taxonomy places the organism in Eukaryota, Viridiplantae, Streptophyta, Magnoliopsida, Asterales, Asteraceae. The coding region runs from base 142 to 1740 and encodes 532 amino acids. Gene Ontology annotation, molecular function: mannan synthase activity. The record is from RefSeq and is a predicted model, not a curated record.
UAUGCUAAUUCAAACUCUGUUUCCACCUAUCCUUUCUUUACGAAAACUUUACUUUUCAGGCAACUGGGAUGCAAAAUCCUAGACGUAUAAGUGUUCUGGACUGAAAUGUGUUUGCUUUAAGUUGGAUGUUUUUAAGAUCAAAUGGAGAAGCUAUUCACAGUGGCCUAUCUUUCAGAACUGUUUGUGGGUGCACAUGAUGACAUUCCAAAGCAGUUUGAGUUGAUUUGGGGUCAUAUCAAGGUGUUGUUAGUGGUGCCAUUUCUGAGAAUUUUUAUGUAUAUUAAUCUGGUGAUGUUGAUCAUGUUAUUCACAGAAAUGGUUUACAUGGUUGUGGUGGUUACAACUAACAAAUUGUUUGGUAAAAAACCGGAACAUCGUUACAAAUUUGAACCAUUUGAAGAUGAUGCUGAGCUGGGUAGCUCUGUUUACCCUCUGGUUCUUGUUCAAGUUCCAAUGUUCAAUGAAAGAGAGGUUUAUCAGCUUUCAAUUGGAGCGGCAUGCCGGCUUUCAUGGCCAUCUGAUCGUAUUGUGGUUCAAGUGCUUGAUGAUUCAACAGAUCCAUUGAUAAAGGGUAUGGUGGAAAUGGAGUGCCAAAGUUGGGCGAGCAAAGGAAUAAAUAUACACUACCAAGUUAGGGACAACCGAAAGGGAUACAAAGCCGGGGCGCUUAAAGAAGGGCUUAAGCAUGAUUAUGCCAAACAAUGCGAGUAUGUGGUUAUCUUUGACGCUGAUUUCCAACCUGAACCUGAUUUUCUCACUCAAACUAUCCCGUUUCUUCAUCACAACUCUAAACUUGGUCUCGUUCAAGGUCGUUGGAAAUUCGUGAACUCGAAUGAUUGCUUAAUGACAAGAAUACAAGAGAUAUCACUUAACUACCAUUUCAAAGUGGAGCAAGAAUUUGGGUCUAUUACUUACGCAUUCUUUGGAUUCAAUGGGACUGCCGGAGUUUGGCGAAUGGCUGCACUUGACGAGGCUGGGGGAUGGAAGGACCGAACCACGGUAGAAGAUAUGGAUUUGGCGGUUCGAGCCAGUCUUAAAGGAUGGGAGUUCUUAUACAUUGGGUCACUGAUGGUCAAAAAUGAACUACCAAGUGUAUUGAAAGCUUAUCGUUAUCAGCAACACCGUUGGUCUUGUGGUCCUGCUAACCUUUUUAGAAAAAUGAUCUUCGAGAUAAUGAGAAAUAAUAGGGUUACAUUGUGGAAGAAGCUAUAUGUUUUGUACAGUUUCUUCUUUGUAAGAAAGAUCGUAGCUCAUAUUGUCGCAUUCACACUAUAUUGCAUUGUGAUACCUGCAACUGUAUUGAUACCAGAAGUCAUGAUUCCAGUAUGGAGUACAAUAUAUAUCCCAACCAUUAUCACGCUUCUAAAUGCGGCUGGAACUCCUAGGUCUUUCUAUUUGGUGGUAUUUUGGGUUCUCUUUGAGAAUGUUAUGUCCCUCCACCGGACUAAGGCAACAUUUAUCGGACUUUUUGAGGCUCAAAGAGCGAAUGAAUGGGUCGUCACUGAGAAGCAUGGAGAUGCUUCAAGGGUUAAAACAGAAACACAACACACACAACCUCGCUUUAAAAUAGGUGAAAGAAUUCUUAUGCUAGAGCUUUUUGUGGGAUUUGUCCUCUUUGGAUGUGCUUGCUACGAUCUUGCAUACGGGAAGUACCACUACUACGUUUACCUUUAUCUACAAGCUAUAGCUUUCAUCAUAAUGGGUUGUGGUUAUAUGGGCAACCAGGUCCCCAACUCUUAGCUAGCGAUGAUGUUCUUCAAUUCUUUCAAUUGCACGUUAGAAUCAACAUUGAGUUAGUUGACAUUUGUGCUACCUGCUUUCAUAAUUAGCUACACCAUAGAACUGUUGCUCAAGAACACGAAACUUUCUUUUGUAUAUUUUCAUUUUCAGUAAAAAAGAAAGUGCAAAUGAUACAAUAUUAAUUCAUGCAAAA